AUGUCGUUAGAAUGGGAGGGUUGGUGGGGAUGCGGCCUUACGUUUAGCUCAGCGGACUUCUUGUCUGCUACGCAUAGUAGAUGCACCCGUCCUCGGGAUAAGGAUAAAACAAUAAAAAUCAACGAAGGAAAUCCUGUGCCGACUACUACCUUUUCUCUAGAAUCGAUGACCACUUCCACCGGAAGCUCGGAUGACGAUUCUCCGGCUACUCCAGAACCCUCCCCUCUUUCAUCAACGUUCUCCAUCGAGGACUGUGUUUACAGAGGCGAAGGGAAUGCUAAUAUCGUUGUUGCUCUACCACGAGAGCACAAAGUAAUUCGAUUCCGGAAGUCGCUGCCGGACGGUGUUUCACCGGAUGGCGGCAAACAACGAGCUGAACGAGAAGUGGAAUUCGUGAGGUUUGUGGCUUCCUGUUUUUUGGGUCCGUACACACAAAUCCCCGAGGUCCUCCGUUACGAUGCAAGAGACAUUGCUAAACUUUCAGAAGCCAUUCGCCCUCUUCGAUCAGACAAACGCCGCAAUAAGGAAAUCAUGGAAACAUAUGCAACAAAAUUUCCGGACUACACGUUCCUUCGAACAAAAUUCGAUAACAAUCCUUUUCGGACUAAUGAAACAUUCUGUGUUGAAAUUAAACCAAAACAAGGUUACCUGCGAGAUAUCGAUCGAAAAUUUCAAAAAUGUCCGUACUGUUUGACACAGUACUACAAGCUAAAGAAGAAGAUGAUUACAUCUCGCAGUACUUACUGUCCAUUUGAUCUCUUUUCGGGAGUGGAAACACGCAUGAAAUCGGCAUUGAAAGGACUACUAAAAUCACCGCAAAACAAUCUCAAGAUCUUUAAGAAUGGCACUAUAGUUUACGAUCAAGAAUCAUCUUCGAGUGACCUUGAAUGCGUCUUGACAAACUGGUUCCAUAAUUCUGUUAAUUCCACGAACAAAGAGUAUGUUGAUAAGUUCUGUAAUUUAAUUUGUACUGCUCUUUUACAUCCGUUUAUCUCGGAAGAAUUUAAAUAUAACACACUUCCUGCCAAUGAAUUAUACACAUCCGUUGAACCAGAUUUGAAAACAACCCCGUAUAUUAAUCCAGAUCUAAUUGCAAAAGCUAAGAAAUUGCUAUAUUUUGUUGGUGAGGCGUGCAAUAUAAAGGGCGAAGUAUUACCAAAUAAUUCAGUGCUAGAACGAAUUCUUCGCAUGCAGAGGCUACCCUUUAUUAGUUCAGAGUACGUUUAUAAUACGUAUUCAAAGUUUCGUUCAUUACUAACUGAUGAUAUUAUAUAUUUUAAUUUAAUAAACAUACUCAAACUUAAUGAUCAACGGUUAUCUUAUUUUAAACAAAAAAAAAUUAUUACAGAAGAUUCUGAAACGUUAAGAGAGGCUUAUAUACAAAGUAGUGCCAAAGAUACUUCAACUUCAAGAAAAUCGAAGUUUAAUGACGAUUAUGAUGACAACAAACAUAUUAACGGACCUAAUGAAAAUGUUCUUCUUUUACCAAAAUCAGUUCUCAUUCCAAUGCAUAAUGAAAAAAAUACCACAUGGUACAAUAAAUUUAACGCAAUACAUAACGGAGAAAAAAUACGUUGUAACAAAAAAGGAACAUAUUUUUAUGUAAAUGCCGAAAGUAUAUUAUGCUUACAGAAUUAUCUUUUGUUUUCGUGUGCUAGAGAUUGUUCGAUAUUAAUGUCCUUUCAAGAAAUAAAUCCGAAUUCAAUGUUGUCUGCCCUUGACAAAAACGUAAUACAACUGUCGGAUGGACUCAGCUUUGUUUGUAAUAUAGGAAUUUCAGAUAUAGAUCCGAAAAGUUUAUAUUGCAUUGAGAAACAUCGCCAACGGGAUAUCGAUAUUUUAAAUUCAGUAAUAUCUUUACUCGAAGAAGAACUUGUGAUUAAAAAUCAAUCGUCAUUUGAAAAAUGA
This is a messenger RNA of Eufriesea mexicana, 1908 nucleotides long. It is a transcript of the gene Ipk1, whose product is annotated as Inositol phosphate kinase 1. The record is from RefSeq and is a predicted model, not a curated record. Lineage: Eukaryota; Metazoa; Arthropoda; Insecta; Hymenoptera; Apidae. Gene Ontology annotation, cellular component: nucleus. Gene Ontology annotation, molecular function: inositol-1,3,4,5,6-pentakisphosphate 2-kinase activity; ATP binding. The coding region runs from base 1 to 1908 and encodes 635 amino acids. The transcript is spliced from 8 exons. Gene Ontology annotation, biological process: inositol phosphate biosynthetic process.